Messenger RNA from Alosa alosa (allis shad), 3004 nucleotides. RefSeq lists its product as uncharacterized. Bases 968 to 1663 code for a protein of 231 amino acids. The transcript is spliced from 7 exons. NCBI's taxonomy places the organism in Eukaryota, Metazoa, Chordata, Actinopteri, Clupeiformes, Clupeidae. Gene Ontology annotation, cellular component: nucleoplasm. Gene Ontology annotation, biological process: negative regulation of gene expression, epigenetic; negative regulation of DNA-templated transcription; protein localization to heterochromatin. The record is from RefSeq and is a predicted model, not a curated record.
GCAAAUUAAAUGGAGUUUAGUUUGCAUGCAUUUUUUUUUAACUCAUGUCGUAGGCUACUGCCCGGUUAGUUUAGCAUGCAACCACCAUAUCUACCCUAGCAAUACCCUAGCAACCUUAUCAGUUACCCUAUUAACAACCUAGCAACCACCACUAAAAUGCCAAUCUAGCAACCACCAUAGCAACCAACAUAAUUACCCUUAGGCUAUGUUGUAUUUAACGGUAGUAGGCCUAUAGGAUAUAACAGUUUGUCCCAUGAAUUACCCAGACUCAAAGAACAGCUGAUAAUGUGAGACUGACAAGACUAGACAAUUUAAUGUCAAACAACAUCACCUAAUAUGUUUAGCAGGAUUAUAUCAUGUAUUUGUCCACGACUUUUACUUACAGCCUUUGAAUUGUACUGAGAAAUUGCACUAAAUUCGCGCGAUUCUAGGCUUUGUACACUAUGAAGCAGUGUUGGUCAGAUAAGUAGGCCUAUAUUUUGUUCGAAACAACAAAAAACAACACAAUUAUUAGGCUAUUUACAAAAUUGACGUCGCUAACUUUCUCCAUGACUCGCUCUAUGCAGCGUUUCCUCUUUCUUGUGGUUGCGUGUGUCACGUGAUAGAUUCUGGGAUCCUAAUGUGUUCGUAUCGGAGUAUCAACCAUGCGAAUAGAUGAUAACAGCCUUCUGAACCUGCUAGAAGGUGUUGAUGGCCCCUUAUAACCCAUAACUAUGAGGCUGAUUACGAGUGAUAACGCCCAUCCAAUCGAGUGAUAACGUUCGAAGCGGGUGGCUCAGCAAUAGGUAGGCUAUGCAGCGCAGCGUAUGGUUAGGCUACUUGUGUUUAUUAGACGUUCAAAACCAUGAUAGAGCGCUAGGUUAGAAUGGCAUUAGAGAGCUGCCGAUAAUGAAAGUAAGUUGACCACUUCCUGGUCUAAGAGGAGCAACACCGUGCCACUAGACAGAAAGCACACAGAAGUGGAGGCAUGACUACAUGGGCGCAAUACCCACAGGGCUACGGAAAAACGGGCUCCACCCGCCACCGCGAGCGCACGGACGAACCGGGGGACAAAAGGUCAAGCGCGGAUAACCAUAUCAAGCGUGUGAGUGAUGACAGACCAUUCAGAAGAGUCAGAAGCCCCUCGCGGCUAACUCGUCCAUACAGGCCCAGGUUCGGUGGCAGAUUCUACAGGCCUCGGUAUUUUCCAGCGAGGGACAGAGGGUUCUUCCGCAGGCCCAGUUUCAGCCUUGGAUUUCACCGGCAUCAGGGUGACCACGGCCCCAGGGCCCCUCUGUCGCACCGCAAACCAUCGCCUUCGCCCGCCUCUCGGCCCGAGCCAGUCCCCUGCCCAUUACCCUCUCCGUCCGAGCAGACCAAAGGAACUCCCCGUGCAUCUGCAGAUUCAGGCAGAGAGGAAAAGCGCUCCCUGUCAUUCACGGUGUCUCAGAAAGACGAAGCCCCCCAGGCCAGGGAGGAGCCGUCUGCUGUGUCCAGGGCUUCAGCCAGAAGCAGAGCCAUCCAGCGAAAGAGACAGGAGAUCGAGGAGUGUUUGUGUGUGAGCACUAGAGUCUAUAUUAAAGCUGAGCACAUGAGGAGUGACUCAGUGGGCAGGAGGAGAAUCAUCCUUCUCAGUUUCUCCCCGUCCCCCAAUCUCCAUGGUUACCACUGGCAAGUAGGGUAGGUGCUGUUCAGAGGGGGUUUGGUAACAGGUAGCUGAAGCGUUUAGUUCUGUUUGUGUGUGUAGUGUACAGCACAUACUUAUGCAUAGGUAUGCAAACACACACACACACACAUACACACACACUUGAAUUGUGUUGUGUUUGUGUAUACGUUAUGAAUGACAUAAAUUGUGUAUACAUUACGUAUAUAUUCAGAAAGAGAUUAUACAUCUUCACAUACUUGCUAGGCAUGCACACACACACACACACACACACACACACACACACACACACACACACACACACACACACACACACACUGCCAGUAGGCUGAGUAAAACAUAGCAUCAGGAACAAUACAUAGUCACGGUUUGUUAACAGCCUUGUAAUGAUUGGCAGAAGCUUCUCUCAUUCAUUGACACCUAUUAUGCAACCUGCUAUAUAACACGUUUACAUAACUCAAAACAGACUCAAAAUGGAGGGCAAAAUAAAUACAUGUGGGUUAUUUUUGAGCUAAUGCCUUUUUGUGGGGGUCUUUGCAUUAGUGCGUGUGUGUGAUGUGUGCGUAUGUACAUGUGUGUGUGUGUUUCUAUGUGUGGUUGUUUGUGGAUACAUUUACCUCUCUUUGUGUUAGACAAGUGUUUUGAUCGAGAGUAGGGGAUGAUGGUUUGUGGAUUAUGAUUCAGAACAAUGAAUGGGGUCAAAAAGGUUUGUUCUCUCUCUCUCUUUCUCUCUCUAUCUGUGUGUGUGUUUGUGUGUGUGUGUUGCCUCUAGAAAUGGGCCUGGGAAAGGUCAUGGAUUAAUCCUGUUGAAUAAGUUAUGGGGUGUGUAUGUUUGUAGCAGCAGGGUAUUUAUAUGUGUGUGUGUGUGUGUGUGUGUGUGUGUGUGUGUGUGUGUGUUUGUUGCAUGCAUUCCCCCAAAUAGCAGCAGGGAGUGUGUGUGUUUCCAUCUGCAUGUGUGUGCGCCUGUGUGUAUAGGUGUGUGUGUGUGUGUGUGUGGUCAUGUGUGCAAUCUGACUGAGCUACUAAUCCACUCUUAAUGGCACACACAUGACUGGAACACAUCAGGCAUGUCCCCUUCCUUCGGCUGCUUCCCUUUCUCCUCAUCUCUCCUUCACACACCAUCUCUCUCUCUCUCUCUCUCUCUCCACUAUCUUUCUCUUUUGGUUCAGGGAGAAAGAGGGGUACAUUUGUAUUAAUGAUUUCGGGUGCCUUGUUUUCAGUGGUUUUCAAAUGGUGUGUUGAAGAUGAAUAUUGUUAGAAGUCCAAAAGUGUUUCUCUUCUUUGCUCUCCCCCUCUAGACUCCUCUCAGGGUUAUGAGGCUCUGCAUUCCUCAGCACUAAUCAAAUGAAGGCGCAAAGAGGA